Agrilus planipennis (emerald ash borer) is the source of this 506-nucleotide messenger RNA. RefSeq names its product integrin alpha ina-1-like. The record is from RefSeq and is a predicted model, not a curated record. NCBI's taxonomy places the organism in Eukaryota, Metazoa, Arthropoda, Insecta, Coleoptera, Buprestidae. The coding region runs from base 42 to 506 and encodes 154 amino acids. The transcript is spliced from 2 exons.
CAGACUUGUUUUUAUGUUACAGUGCUGCAACUUCGUAUGUUAUGUACGGAGGUGAAGUGAAGGGUGAGUCUGCAAUGAAAUACUUCGACGACAUCGGUUCACGAGUCUGGCACACUUACCAAGUCGUGAACGAUGGUCCCUGGCGCGUCACUGACUUGGAAGUUGAUAUCCAAUGGCCAUGGCAAGUUGCCAACGACAAGGUGCAGGGAAAGUGGCUCUUAUACUUGGAAGACAUCCCCCAAAUCGAAGGUAAAGAAAAGGACUAUUGUUUUGUUACUCCGAGUCAAGGUGUCAAUGUGCUCAACUUAACAAACCGUUUCGAAAGUGGAGAAGAUUCGCCCCCUGAUAAUCUUCUGGCCCCUCCUUCGUUUAAUCAGACUGGAUUGGUAUCAUCGUUGGCCUUUCUACCACCGGCUAGGAGNGCUUCCAUGGUUUCAUUAUUAAUCCUUCCGUUAUCUUUAUUUUCACACCAAUGGGGGUUAGUUAUUUUAUGUGAACUGUCCUGA